AUGAUAUUGCUUGAGAGUACCAGCAUUUUCAUUUUGAAAGCUGUUUUUUUUUUUCUUUUUUUUAUUUCCUGUAAGCAUAAGCCCCUGCUUGUUAAAACCAGUAUCCUUACAGAUGGCUGCUUUUUGACAGGUGAUGUCAUCGAGUUCCAUGGUGCGGAAGGAACAGGGAAGACGGAGACUCUGUAUCACCUGGUGUCACGCUGCAUACUCCCGACUGCAGCAGGAGGACUGGAAGUGGAAGUCCUGUUUAUUGACACGGACUCCCACUUUGACAUGCUUCGGUUAGUGAGCAUCCUGGAACGGCGUCUGCCCCAGAGCUCCGAGGAGACAGUCCGGCAGUGCCUGCGGAGACUCUUCCUUGUGCACUGCAGCAGCACUAUCCAGCUGCUGCUCACUCUGCACUACCUGGAGAACAUGCUCUGCACUCGCCCUGCCCUCUGCCUGCUGCUAAUGGACAGUAUCUCCGCGUUCUACUGGAUCGACAGGAACAGUGGCGGAGAGAGCCUGGCCCAGCAGGAAGCCAGUCUUAGGAAGUGCUCAGAGCUUCUAGAGAAGCUCAUCAGUGACUACCAUUUAGUGCUGUUUGCAAGCACACAGGCCAUCGUGCAGGGGUACGCACCAGAGGCAUCCAGGACAGCAGAGGCAGGCACGCCCUGGAGGCAGCGGCCAAGCACCGACGCCAGCUAUAGCAAGCCAUAUCUUUGUAGGUCGUGGCAGAGGAUGGUCACUCAUAGAAUGGUGUUUUCAAAAACAGACACUUUAAAGGACGACAAGCAAGUUUUCUCUAUUGUUUCCUCCCACACCAAAAGCAAAAUUACAAGCAGGUGUUCUUUUCUUAUUACAGAUGGCGGCGCCCAGUUUCUGUGACUUGGAUCUUUUCAAACAGAAAAGACUGGGGGAAGGGGAGGGGUUGUUUAUACUGGUUUCCUCUUGAAAGAGCUACUUGUCUCUUGCCAGUGACAGCCUGUUGUUUUGGGUUUAUUUUUGAUUGUGCAGUACUGUAAAAUGCAUCCAAUUAUCUACUUUCUUUGUUUGAAUAAUUAGCAGCAGUUUAAAGUUAGCAAUUAAAUAGAAAAAUGUCCACAGGAAAAAAAAGCGAAAGCGAAUGUGCCUUUGAAAAUGCCUUAUAUGUGAGCUAGAAUUAUUAAUUUAUUUAUUUUUUGCUGCUUUUAUCAGGCUUCUUCACACCAUGUAUAACAGGUAUCACCACAGCAGAUAGUUCUGUUUUGUUUCCCUGUAAAGAAUAAUUUUGUUUGUUAAUA
This is a messenger RNA of Acipenser ruthenus (sterlet), 1262 nucleotides long. Its product is annotated as DNA repair protein XRCC2-like. The transcript has 2 exons. Lineage: Eukaryota; Metazoa; Chordata; Actinopteri; Acipenseriformes; Acipenseridae. The record is from RefSeq and is a predicted model, not a curated record. Gene Ontology annotation, cellular component: Rad51B-Rad51C-Rad51D-XRCC2 complex; centrosome; replication fork. Gene Ontology annotation, molecular function: four-way junction DNA binding; ATP-dependent DNA damage sensor activity; ATP binding. Gene Ontology annotation, biological process: double-strand break repair via homologous recombination; DNA strand invasion. The coding region runs from base 1 to 867 and encodes 288 amino acids.